Messenger RNA from Papilio xuthus (Asian swallowtail), 4482 nucleotides. RefSeq lists its product as uncharacterized. The coding region runs from base 274 to 4005 and encodes 1243 amino acids. Gene Ontology annotation, cellular component: cell cortex. NCBI's taxonomy places the organism in Eukaryota, Metazoa, Arthropoda, Insecta, Lepidoptera, Papilionidae. The record is from RefSeq and is a predicted model, not a curated record. Gene Ontology annotation, biological process: imaginal disc-derived wing hair organization. The transcript has 10 exons.
GGUUCAACCGCGACGCGGCGCAGUGGCGCGAAAAAUAAGCGCGGGAAAAAUGACGUGCUCGAGUUGACAUUUCAAUGUGACGUUUUAUUUGAAUUGAACAUUUUGUAGAUUUGUUAUUGUGCUUCUGGAUUUUACUUUUUAUCUAAAAGAUACCCAAAGAUUAAUUUUAAUAGAAGAAAAUCUUCGUUAACGAAAGUCAAAAAUGUCUCCAAAAAAUUUAGAUUGUUUUGCAAAAACAAUUCUAAACAGCAACAUCUUGAGACUUGAAUCAAAAUGACAAUAAAGGUUUUAACCAUGGUUAAUCAAUUUAAACGAAAGAUGGCGCUUAUAUUAAUUUUUAUGGCAAUGAUACGACCAUGUUUUUCAAAUCAUCGAGAAGAGAUGGCGCUAGCGAACGUGACAAGAUUUGCUUCUGGCGAUUUGUUUUCACUCGUUGGUCCAGAAUGUGGGCUAACGAGGUGUAUGGAGGUGUCCCACGGUACAGCACUGGCCGCCAUGGGCGUCUCAGGCUGCUCCUGCCAAUGUGCACGCGACACACCUGCCUUCCGAGAAGACCAAAAGAUCUGCGUCAAUCAUAUUGACGAGUGCCGAAUGGCGAGUUAUGGACGAGGAGCGACCAAACCUCAAAUUCCUUUUGUCUUUCUUCCACUCAAAGGUCAAAUUGUAUAUCCAGCAAAGGAAAUUGUAUUCACAGAUGUGGAGGACGCUGUGUGUGCAGUGACCAGCGCUCAGUACCUUUCGCCGUCGGGCUGGCUCGCCCUUAGAGAUCUCGUGGACAAUGAUGUACCCUUCGCUUUAUAUAGGGACGAAGGCAGCACGUACCUACAGUGGCGGGGAUCUUCGGCUCUACAUGGACGUCUGGAGGGUCGGUUGGUGACGGUACAUGUGCUUUGCUCUGCACCCGCACCAGCGCGCCUUGCUGCCUCCUGCGCCUCCUUUAGGGUUGCUGGUGCCACACACAACACCAUCCUAGACGUUCGCUCGAUACCUUUCCACGCUGGUGAAAUUGUCAACACCGAACAAGUGAGCCAAAGUAAAGGUCUGAGCGUGCUGGAAUACUUAGCGAUUGGAGUAUGUGUUCUUAUGGUUAUCUUCAUCUACGCAGCUGGUAUCAUUUUCUAUAUACAUUACAAGCAAAAGCAAAAGCGCAAGGCAAUAGAUCCAGAGUUGAAUAGAUCCAGAACUGCCUCCACAGAAAAUAUUUCCACUAUCGACAUGGAUAAUGUGAGAUUGAAAAAGAAUCCAUUAUUGAAUUUAGACAACAUGAACGAUUUUUUAAAUGAUGCCGGCUUGUCUGACGUUAGUGAACGUACCGAGGAUACUUUGGAUUCUUCAACUAAUUUUCAGAAACAGUUCCAGAAUCCAAACAUUGUCUCAGCAAUGAUACACACGCAUCGGAAAAAACCGUCUCGUCCAUCAUUACGUACGUCUACACCGGAAAGACUAACAGAACGCUUACAAAGGCGUUCAGCGUCACCUGAAAUAGAAAAAGCUCCCCAAUCCGACUUGUCAAUCAUCGACUGUAGUGUAGAAACAAAUUCCAUGACGAGUCUCAACCCACCUACAAACGUUGAGCCAGUUAUAAGAAGAAAACUUUACUUCAAUCCGGUGUUUUUCGAAGUUGAACAUCUUAAGAAUCCACCACCGGCAGCCAUAGAUUUUCUGAUAAAAAUUCGUGAAAUCAUGGCGAUUGCCAAAGAGAAGAUGUUGUCAAAGAGAUUUAUUCCCAUGCUAUCUGACAUACCUGAAGAAGAUUUAUAUCACACCUUAGACCUAGGCUGGAACAUACCUUGCGCUCGACGAGGGAGACGAUUUAGUGCAAUAAGUCUAAAGAGAGAAAAUAGUAGAAGAGCCGUACAUUGCGGUGGUUGUCCUGGAUGUGACAGCAGCGAUAGUAAAUCUCAAAAAGCACCCGGAUUAAUCCGAUCCAACUCAUGUAAAACUUGUGUCAGCGACGACUAUAAGCAAAGAAUAGUACAAAAGUGGCUAGACGAAGUUCCAUCACCGCCACAGACAAUUAGACCCACAAAAUCAAUAGCUAAAGUCAGUGGAACACCAAGAAUUGUCGAUACUAAAAAGAAAGAUGACGUCCGCGUCAGUCCAGUGAUACCAAUAAGACGCGACGAAUCACAUGCAAAUAAACAAGAAGUCAGGAAGCCAAUCGAAUCGGGCUCAAGAGAAAAAUUAAGUAACCUACGUGUUAAAGAAACUAUUGAUGUCAAACGAGACUUAGAUAAACCUAAAACAAUUAUUUCUAAUCAAGACAAUAAUCGAAAUGAGAAGAAGUUGACAUCACCUCCCUCGAACAAGAAACCACAGGAAAAGAGAAGUCCCUCAAGUAACGCUACAAGACGAGUUGUCAGAAAGAAAUUACCACCUCCACCGCCGCCUCCAGUAAAUCCUCAAGAACCUGUCACACCCGACAAAAAGGAACCGGUUUUACCAGAAGUUAAAGUUAAAAUGGAAGCUGUAAUAAAGGAAUUAAAUAAAUGCAAGCGAUCGGAAGAAGGUGAAUUGGAGGAAUUACGUCGACUGGCCGUAUUAGCAAGUGGACCUAAAAUAGUGAUACCGGUCGUUUCGGCAGAUUCACAGUAUUAUAGUGAUGACAAUACCUUAACUCACGAUCGGAAAGCCACUCAUUUAAGUGAAAUAUCCAUGGAAUUUGAUAGCUUGGAGAGAAAUAUUUUAAAACGACGCAGAUUUUCACUUGACUUUGGCUCAGAAAUUAUACAAAAGCAACAGACCAUUCAUAAAUUUUCAGAGCUCCCCAUGGAGAGAUUAUCAAGAAGCUGGCGUGAUAUAAAGAAAGCUGUAGAAGCUACUCCAAGUGAACAGAUUAAAUCUAUAGUACCCAAUAUAAGCACUUGUCGCGUUAAUGACUUAUAUAUGAAUCCCAUCGAACCGUUGUACAAUAAUAUUGAAACGCCAGGUCCGUUAACUAUAGAAGUCCGUGGAUCACCCGUGGAUAUCAGACAAAAGAUCCACGAUGAUUUUGAUCCUGAUACUUUGGAUAGAAAACCUAGACGAGAAAUGAAGAAAUCUGUAGAAAAAAUUCUUUUGAAAUCCGGUGGAAGCUUUAAAAAUAAAAUUGUUUCACAUAAUGCAAAUUAUGAUUUUGCAAAAGAAGGAGAAAGGAAGACCCCUCCAGAGGCUGUAUUUACCAGAAAGAUCGGUAGCCUGAGACAAAUUUACGAAGCUAAAGCGAAAGCACAACAAGAGCCGCGAUUAUACGAAAGACGGAGCAGUUUACCUUACGCGAACCACGAUAUAGCCAAAUUUAUGAAAUCUGUACGACCGUCAGAUUUUCGUAAAGCAGAAGGUCAAAGUGAUCCUAAACCACCCAUACCUCCGAAACAACGGCGAGGAUCAGAGAAAUAUAGCCCUCCUAGUGAGAGACAACGAUCAGAAGAGAAGGAACGGGUCACGCAAUACAUUAGAAGCGAGAAUUUGAAUGUCCGUAGGUCCGGCCGUCGAUCUUCGAGAACACGUUCGCGAAGAGUUGAUCUAAAGAAACUAUGUCGAACAGAAGAUUCAGGUUACUUAAGUACGGAUUCCAACGAAUCAAAAUGCAGAGCCAGAUAUAUGAUGUUAAGGCCGAAAUUCUUACCACCAGAACCAGCCCCGAAACCAGUUCCACCCGUAGUUAGAACAUUGGCAAUACAAAUAGAGUCAGAUACGGACGAAAUGGAAUCUUUAUGUGACGGACGAAGUGAAUCUGGAGGUGAAAGCGUUGAAACUGAUUCUGUUUUCUUCGGUAAUUUUGAUGAGUCUAAGGAGAUGUAUUCAGAAUUAGGUUUGUGUGUCGAAACACGGGAUAUGUUGGCAGCGAGUCAAGACCAAAUAGACUCUGGUUUCGUUGGCGAGACGAACAUAAUUCUAAGCGGUGAUAGCGACUCUGAACAUAGAAGUGUCAUAUCCAUAGUAACCGGUCGCGACGGCCGUUCCUCUGUUGCAUCUAUAACUAAAUUAGAUGAUACGCCAUAUGUACAUUCCGUCGAAUGUUAGUUUAAUUUUUAAUCUAUAUUUGUACUAUAAAGAUUACAUUAAGAGAUUGUAAAAUAAAUAAAAUUAAGUGAUUAUAUUUUUGUAUGUAAAAGGAAAGUCAUUCAAUGAAGCGACUCCAUUGUGUUUUAUAGUGUACGUCAGCUUGUUUAAGACAAUGUCUUUUCCAAGAAUACUUAUUGUGCUCAAGCGUUGAUGUAAUUAAAUAAAAGUAUCGGCCAAAAUAUAAUUUAAGUUUAGUUCAAAUUAUAUUUAUAAUCAAUACUCAAUACACGGAAUAUUUAAGCUCAAAUUAUUUUGUAAAAUAUCUAUUAUCAUGUUUAAUUAGAGACUAGUUUAAACCUAUUAUUAUGUUAUUUAUUUAUAAAUUUCUAAUAUGCGUUGUCAAUGGUAUAGAUUUUAUUAUGAUUUAUUAAUAUUUUUUUAAUUAAUUUACUCAAAGAUAUUAAUUAACACCAUAUUAUUUCUUCGUUAAACUUA